Messenger RNA from Emys orbicularis (European pond turtle), 1134 nucleotides. RefSeq names its product multiciliate differentiation and DNA synthesis associated cell cycle protein (gene MCIDAS). The coding region runs from base 1 to 1134 and encodes 377 amino acids. Gene Ontology annotation, cellular component: nucleus. Gene Ontology annotation, biological process: negative regulation of cell cycle; negative regulation of DNA replication. The record is from RefSeq and is a predicted model, not a curated record. NCBI's taxonomy places the organism in Eukaryota, Metazoa, Chordata, Testudines, Emydidae. The transcript is spliced from 6 exons.
AUGCAGAACCGCAGCGGCAGGAAAGCCUUUGACAGCAUCUGUCCCAACAGGGUGCGAGAUCUGUGCAGCCGGCUAGGCAAGAAGCCAGCCAAGCUCGAGAGGAAGGUGCGUUUGGGAGACGGUCCCGCGCCGCGGAAGAGCUUUGCCAGCACCACUCCAGUGGCAGUUUACAGGGACCAGCCUCCCGACACUGUAGAGCUAGCACUUGCCACUAUCGACUGGCAAGAUUUAGCAGACUGCACCUCGGUCUUUCAGCAGGAGACUUCUAGUGUUGCAGCUGCCCCGCAGAGCCACUGCUUGCAACCUGAACCCGAGUUCGACUUCCAGGAGUUCAGAGAUGCUGUCGAUAGUUUUAUAUGUGACCCAUCCUCCUUAAUGCCACCUCCACUGGACACUGAGGAUUUCACUUUCCCUCUCGGCGACGGAUCAGCCUUUAGCCCUUGUAUUCAACCGUCACAAAACAAUCCUCUUCCGCACAUGAACUUGCAAAACUCCGCGGAACAGUACUGGAAAGAUGUGGCAGACCAAAACCAGAAAGCGUUAGGGGAUGCACUGGUGGAAAACAAUCAGCUGCACGUGACAUUAACCCAAAAGCAGGAAGAGAUCACUUCCCUGAAGGAAAGAAACGUGCAGCUGAAGGAGCUAGCCAGCCAGGCGAAGCAGCUGGCAUGUGUGCUCGAUAAACUGAUGAUCCACCAGCCCAAGGAGGGGGGCGACGCUUUCCUUCCCAGGAGCUCAGCUAAGAGAAGCCUGGAGCAGCUGUACGCGUCCAGGCAGGAGGACUGCGCAGAUGUGGAUGAAAUCCUGAGGGAAAUAUCAGACACCUGUAACGCGGCGCUGCAGACUAUUGAUGAGAACCGAGAGGCGAAGCGCCCUCGGCUGCAGGCGGAGGCAACACGAGCCCCGGACAGCCAGAGCCAGGCUAUUAACAUGUACGGGGCGUUCAGCGGACUGCAGACUUGCCGCAGUCGCAGCUCGGUGGAUCUGAGUAACAGCGAGUUGGAGGAAGGCGUGUCUUUCAGGACCUCCAUCACAGAUCACUGCACGAUCCGGACACUAGGUUUCCCCCAAGGAAAUGCUUUCACUAUCAGGACAGCCACCGGGGGCUACAAGUUUAGAUGGGUUCCCAGCUGA